Molecule: messenger RNA, 900 nt
Organism: Auxenochlorella protothecoides
Lineage: Eukaryota; Viridiplantae; Chlorophyta; Trebouxiophyceae; Chlorellales; Chlorellaceae
Product: Splicing factor U2af large subunit A
Exons: 7
Coding region: 1-900 (299 amino acids)
Cellular component (GO): commitment complex; nuclear speck; U2AF complex
Molecular function (GO): poly-pyrimidine tract binding; pre-mRNA 3'-splice site binding
Source: RefSeq, a predicted model, not a curated record
AUGCCGGCGGGCAGCGUAUUUGGAGGGGCCGCCUCGCAGCAGGCCACGCGGCAUGCCAGGAGGAUCUACGUGGGAGGCCUGCCCCCAUCUGCAACGGAAGACGGCGUGGCUUCCUUUUUCAGUAAUGCUCUGGCGGCAGUGGGCGGCACGGUGGCCGGUCCAGGGUCAUGUGUCGUCAACGUAUACAUCAACUUUGAGAAGAAGUUUGCGUUUGUCGAACUCAGGACGGUGGAGGAGACGUCCAAUGCCAUGGCCCUGGACGGCAUCAUGUACGAGGGCGUCACGGAGAACCGGGGAUCGGACAGGAUCUUUGUCGGCGGGCUGCCCUACUACCUCACCGAGGAGCACAUCCGGGAGCUGCUCUCCUCCUUUGGCGUUAUCCGCCAGCUGGACAUCGUCCGUGAUCGCGAGACACAGCAAUUCAAGGGAUACUGCUUUGUGGUGUUUGAGGAGCAGCCCAUGGCAGAGAUGGCCAUGGCUGGCCUGCACGGGAUGAAGAUGGGCGACCGCGCCCUGACGGUGAAGCCCGCCAACGACAACUCGCGCAACAACGACGGCGGGGGCGGUGCCGUGACCAUGGUGGCCCCGCCCCGCGUCGUCCGCCUGCUGGAGGCUGUCACUCCGGACGAGCUGGCCAACGACGAGGAGUACGCCGACAUCAUGGAGGACAUGCGGGAGGAGUGUGGAAAGUACGGCACGGUGCUCCAGGUCCACAUCCCGAGGCCUGGCCCCCCUGACGCGCCCGCGGUCCCCGGCCUGGGCAAGGUGCUCAUCGAGUUCGCGGAGCCCUCCGCCGCCAUCGCCGCACGGAAUGCCAUGCACGGGCGCCGCUUCAGCGGCCGCACCGUGGUGGCCACGCUGCUCACCGACGACGACUACAAGCUGAUGAAGUGGGACUGA